This is a messenger RNA of Ceratitis capitata (Mediterranean fruit fly), 3144 nucleotides long. RefSeq lists its product as uncharacterized. The record is from RefSeq and is a predicted model, not a curated record. The coding region runs from base 233 to 3031 and encodes 932 amino acids. The transcript has 5 exons. Lineage: Eukaryota; Metazoa; Arthropoda; Insecta; Diptera; Tephritidae.
AGUUGCACUUUAAUGUAAACUCUAUUUUAUUUUUAAAAUGGCAACGUCAUAGGCAGGUAUUUUUACCUGGCCGAAAGGACAAAGAAUGACAGGUCAAACAGUUAAGUUUAAAAGUAAAUCAGCUGCCAUUCCAGGACCUUAAUUCGGUGAAAAUUUGGGAUCCAAUUAUUAAAACAAAAAUCAAAGUAAUUAUCUAUUGCUAUCAAAAGUAAAAACGCGGAAAGUUUGACAAAUGAGUCGAUAUCAUAAUGAAAACCUAAUCGAUUUAAGCAUGGAAGAUGAAAUGCAAUUGUUUCUAACGGAGGCUGGGACAAAACCAGAUACUACAAUCUUAGAGCGGGCAAUGAAUUGCCCCAUGGAUUGCCCAUUGCCCAAGGGUGAAUCGGUUGGGACUGACUUUGAUGGUAUUGAUAACAAUCCAUUUGACUUAGUACAAAAACUAGCAACUCGUCCAGCAGACCCAUUUGAUAUAGUUGAAAAAGAAGCAUAUACAGAGGCUAGUCAUCCUAUGCAAACACCUAAAGAAGUCAAAGAAGGAAAACUUUUAUCCCUGAGCGAUGAUAAUAUUAUAGAUGAUGAUUCUGAUUGUCAAGCGAAAGAUAAAAAUCCGACUGAAAUAUGUGAUCGAAAAGGUUUUGAUGCAACUACGUCCAACUGCAGUUCAUCUGUUUAUCAAACGGCGUUGUUUCAUGAUAUUGAAAGUGAGAGUCCUCCAGUUUCUAUGUCUAUAAAAUCCACUCCAGAUUCUUGUAGCUCAGCCAUAGAUAGUGAUGAAUAUUCGGCGAAUAGCGCCGAAGGUUAUUCAGCUAAAAUUCGAAAGGCAUUGGAAAAUCGUAAGCGACUGCUUAAACUAAGUAUUGCUAAUUCUACAUUUAAUUCGCCUCUAAAUUGUCGGCCACGUCAGUGGGACAGUGGCUUUUCUGCAGCUUUUUCAGCUGCAGCUCAUUUUAGUGAUUAUAUACUUGCCACAGAGUCGCCAUUAAAAUUAGUUGAUGAUGAUCUUAUAACAGAAGAAGCAAAGAAACUGACAGAAGCAGAGAAUGAUUUCGAAGCUGACUUGCAAAUGUUAAGCAUUCCUAUGUUAAGGGAAUUACCCUCAAUAGUGCCUGAAGAGACUUCGAUAGCAUCAAAAGAAGCAAACGCUGUAAUAUCAAGUCAACAAAAUGUGACACCGCCUGAUAUUAAUGCGAUUCGCGAAAAAUUGCGUGAAAAGCGAAUGAAUACUUGCAAAGAACAAGAUGUUGUAUCGUUAAUAGAUAAUCUAAAAUCAUUGAUGUGCGAUAAUGAUAUUGUUGAUGACAAUAAAAAGACCCAAGCAAACUGUUUAUUAAAGAAACUUAGUGCGGCUUUAAAUACAAAACAAAUAGAGGAUAGUGAGACCAGUAUAAAGAAAGUCAACGAAGAGAAAAUCGCAACCUCCACACACGGUGCGCAAACCAUUAAACGACAAGGAACCUUUGAUAUGGAACUACAAUCCAAAAUUAACACCGACUGUGAUAAGCCUGAAAUCAUCCAAACGACAGUUGCUGAUUCCUCUCAUUUGACGCAUUCUUUGCAAUCUACACAAUCGCUAUCACCUCCUAAGGAAAUUCCAGAAAGUAUGAUACAAUCGCUCUCGCCACCGAAGGAUAUUCCAGAAACUAUGAUAAAAUCUUCCGCUACGUAUGACGGCGAACCUAUUACGGAAAGGGAGAAUUUGCUUUUACCUCAUGUAGACACUUUUUCACCAAAUGUUUCCCCUACUAAACAAAAUUCUGCCGCCACAAAUCCUGAACUAAAUAAUAUUAUUGAACAAAUUAGUAAACUACUAGAGCAACAUCAAGUUGCUACUCAAACAGCUAAUGCCGGGAGUGGUAAUAACAGUAACUCUACAGGAAACAAUGCACAGCAAUCCACGAUGUGCAAUCCGACAUUUAUUGUUGUGGUGCCAUCCAACUCUGUACAAUCUAAUAAUGCUCACAAUGUAGAUAUCCCGAGUUGUAAUGACGCUAAUAAUGAUAUAAAUGAUGUAAUGCCACGACGACGUUCGCAAUCGUUAUCAAUUCAUGAUAAGGUAAAGAUUGUACAACUGCCUCUAAGACCUCAAGCGAGACAAAAAGUUACAGAAGAAGAUCUGUUACAAAUCGUCGAUCGAUCAUCUCAAUUCAAUUCAUCUACUUCGGAAAUCAAAACACCAGUACGUACCACACUGCGAAGAAAUUCAUUUUCCAGUGGCACGCCAAAUACGCCACUGACAUCUUUGAAUCACGGCGCCGGUGUAGCAUUUACAAGAAAAAUACAGAAUGCAUCAGUUCAAUCCCGAUACUCGCUCGGUACUUCCAAAUUACAAGAUCGUGAUGCUCAUCAACAGGCUGUAGUUCAUCCUAUAACGCGUUCGAAUCUGAACGUAUUCAAACCUGACUUAAAGAAAAAAUCCAAACAACAAACUGCGAAAACGUCUAUUAUGGCAUCUAAUGGUCCACUGAAAGCUGUGAUUCCCAUAAAAAAAGUAGCCCCCAUGUUAACAGUCGCAAUGGCUACCCCUGAAAGAUCCUCAGCGAGUUCCCGAAUACAAUUCCAAAAGGUCAGCAUGGAAACCUCAAUGCAUUUACUUACAACAGCCGGCAAAAUAUCCCAUACAAGUACACCUAUGCCAACUGCGCGUAAUAGUGAUCAAAUACCAGACUUCCCGAAUGCGUGUUCCACGCCAUCAAUAAGUGGAGCUAUCAAAAGACCCGAUGGCACUGUAACAAAAAAACACCCACGUUUUUCAAUUUCUACACCGACAUUUAAAACACAACAGGCCUUUACUAAUAAUUCUGGACUAAAAACUCGUGCGAAACCGGUACCGGCCAAACCGAAGUCCCCGGUCCGCCUGCGCAACAGUUUGGGUGGAAUGACAGCACCAGCACCAGUAAUAAAGGGAAGGCAGCCAUUAGUAAAAGAACAGAAUGUGCCAAAACAAACAACGUCGCGAUUGAGCACACGGUUAAGUACUAGAUCAUCCAUCUGCACUGGAUUUUCUACAAAUAAGGAGAAUAAAAAGCCAUAAAUUUUUAUAAAUUAGUUACUUCAUAUUUUUAAGCUUUUAUUAGAUUGUUGUUUAUGAAACGUUUCGAACAAUAAAUAGUCCAUUGUAUUUUUGUACUUGUUAAUUUUAAUGUA